AUGGAGAUUACAGUAUCUAAUGAAAUUAAUGGUCAAAUUUUUGGUCCGCUUGAUAUAAGUGAUGAGAUGUCAUUACAAGAUUUUAUAGCAUUGAUUGAAAGCGAAUGUAGCUUUAAUAAAUCUAUUCAUGAUUUAUAUCAUAAUAUGGAUAUAUUAGAUUUGAAUGACGAUCAAAAGACUUUGAAAGAUAUUGGAUUGAGCAAAGAUGAUUUGUUGCUUAUUAGAAAUAAGGUUAAUGUAGAGAGUGCUGUUCCAGUUACAGAUUUAACUGAUGAUGAAUUUAUUGAAGAAUUUCGUAAUGAAGUUAUCAGAAACCCAAUUUUAAAAUCUCAAUUAGUUUCACAAUUGCCUCAGUUAGAGACUCUAUUGAAUGAUUCUGUAAGAUUUAAAGAAGUUUUAGGUCCAGUUAUUUUACAAAGACGUUAUUCUGGUUCAACCCCUCAAAACCCAUUUGGUAUCCCACAACAAGAAUAUACAAGAUUAAUGAGUAACCCAGAUGACCCAGAGAAUCAGAAAAGAAUCACAGAAUUAAUUGAUCAGCAAGAGAUUGAUGAACAAAUGAGAAAUGCUCUGGAAUACACUCCUGAAGUUUUCACAUCAGUCCAUAUGUUAUUUAUUAACUUGGAGAUCAACGGCACUCCAGUUAAAGCAUUUGUUGAUACUGGAGCUCAAAUGACCAUUUUAUCAAGUAGGUUAGCAGAAAAGACAGGCUUGAGUAGAUUAGUUGAUAAAAGAUUCAUAGGUGAAGCUCAUGGUGUUGGUGUCGGUAAAAUUUUAGGUAGAAUUCAUCAAGCACAGAUUAAAAUUGAAACUCAAUUUAUUCCUUGUAGUUUCACUGUGUUAGAUACUCCAAUGGAUUUGUUAAUCGGUCUAGAUAUGUUAAAGAGGCACCAAGCCUGUGUUGACUUAAAGAGAGAUGUAUUAAUGAUUGCUGGUGUUGAAACCAAAUUCCUAAGUGAAUCAGAGAUUCCAAAAGAUUUUGGAACAUCAAAUGGUGUUCAAUUUAAGAGUGCCGAUGAGGCCAAUAAGUCACCAGCAAAGGAUAGCAAUCCCGUCUCGACUACAAGUGGUAAAAUCAGUAAGCCAAAUACAAAUAAAGCCACUGUGGCCAAUCCAAACGUAUCACAAUCUCAGCCACAAGCAGCAAAAACAUUCCCAGAAUCUACAAUAAAAAAGCUUAUGGACCUGGGAUUCUCUAGAGCUGAAGUGAUAAAAGCUUUAACCCAAACAGGUGGUAAUGCUGAAUUUGCAGCUUCAUUAUUAUUUCAAUAA
Molecule: messenger RNA, 1272 nt
Organism: Vanderwaltozyma polyspora DSM 70294
Lineage: Eukaryota; Fungi; Ascomycota; Saccharomycetes; Saccharomycetales; Saccharomycetaceae
Gene: DDI1
Product: Ddi1p
Exons: 1
Coding region: 1-1272 (423 amino acids)
Biological process (GO): proteolysis
Molecular function (GO): aspartic-type endopeptidase activity; protein binding
Source: RefSeq, a predicted model, not a curated record